Pararge aegeria (speckled wood butterfly) is the source of this 4448-nucleotide messenger RNA. RefSeq names its product sex determination protein fruitless (gene fru). Gene Ontology annotation, molecular function: protein binding. NCBI's taxonomy places the organism in Eukaryota, Metazoa, Arthropoda, Insecta, Lepidoptera, Nymphalidae. Gene Ontology annotation, biological process: regulation of transcription by RNA polymerase II. The record is from RefSeq and is a predicted model, not a curated record. Gene Ontology annotation, cellular component: nucleus. The transcript has 8 exons. The coding region runs from base 91 to 1368 and encodes 425 amino acids.
CGCAGGAUAAUUAGCCGACAUACCAAAUUUAAUAAGCCCGCAGUCAACAUAAAUCGACGUUGAUUGUUGGUAAACGUUGAAGAGGAACGGAUGAAUUUAACCACAAAGGCACGGUCACUGACACUAGCACCAACAAUGGACCAGCAAUUUUGUUUGCGCUGGAACAACCACCCAACCAACCUGACAGAUGUGCUUGCAAGCCUAUUACAACGAGAGGCGCUUUGUGAUGUCACACUUGCUUGUGAUGGGGAAACAGUCAAGGCACACCAGACAAUACUUUCAGCAUGUUCUCCAUAUUUUGAAAGUAUAUUCUUACAAAAUUCACAUCCACAUCCGAUAAUAUUCCUAAAAGAUGUGCGGUUAUCAGAGAUGAAAUCACUUUUAGAUUUCAUGUAUAAGGGUGAGGUGAAUGUUGGCCAAAAUAUGCUACCAAUGUUCCUAAAGACUGCUGAAAGUUUACAAGUUAGAGGUUUGACCGAAAACAACACAUUAAAUCCUAAGUCUGAGGAGCGGUCGACGCCGUCCGUAAGUGCUGAGAACCUAUCAUCACGCGGGGAGUCGUUCGCGACGCCGCCCGCGGCACACGCUCCGGCCGCUCUCACGCCGCUGCCGCAACCGCAGCCGCCAACAGCGCCGCACGCGCCCCUACACGCGGUACCGCCCGAGAAGCGACGCAGGAAGAACUCUGCUGUGCCCCGUGAUGACAUGGACUUAUCCUACCGCCACUAUGAGGGUCAUAUAAAAAACAGUGUGGUAAAAGGCGGGUCAACGGGCUCAGGUUCCGAGCCGUCGACGCCCCCGCCCGCGCACGCGGGUCGCUUGACGCGAUCGCCAGCGCACACGCCGCUCGUGAAACAGGAGCCCGACUCGCCCUACCCCGCGCCGCACACGCCCCACGCGCCGCACUCGCAGCACCACGCUCCCUACGAUCAGACGCACCUGCCGGGAAUGGGAGUAAAUGAAAUGGCCUCAAUGUUGACCCAACAUUCUAUGUCGAACGAGUGCAAUGAAGGUGAACCCAUCAUGCAGCCACACCCUGACCAAACAGACACCAUAGAUGGCUCGAAGGGCUGGCACAUGCGGCUGACGUUCGAGCGCGUGGCGGGCGCGCUCAACCUGCACCGCUGCAAGCUGUGCGGCAAGGUGGUGACGCACAUCCGCAAUCACUACCACGUGCACUUCCCGGGCCGCUUCGAGUGCCCGCUGUGCCGCGCCACGUACACGCGCUCCGACAACCUGCGCACGCACUGCAAGUUCAAGCACCCCGCCUACAACCCCGACACGCGCAAGUUCGAGACGGCCGCGCCCGCGCCGCACGUGCCGCACGCGCCGCUCUUCGCCAACCACCUGGACGCGAGCUUCGACUGAUUGUCCAUGUACUGGCUCGGCCUCGACGCUCUGUGAGCGCGCGCCCGUGCCAGACGCCCUCGCGUUGCGAGGCGUGCUACGGACGCCUCCGAACGUUUUCCUAUUUAGGAUUAAGCUAAAGUGCUAUUACUUAAGCGGGCCUUAAAUUGAGUUCUUAACUCUCGUUUUAGUAUUGUCUCGGUUGUGCAUUUGACUUGCCCCAGUGUGACUGUAUAUGACUCCGCGUAGGGAAGUAUAAACAGACGAUUCCGCGACGGGAAUAUACCUUUAGUCGAUGUUACUAAGAUGAUGACUCGAAGCGUAUGUAAGUAGGUAAGCAAAUUUUUUCUAUACCAAUCGCUAUACGGGAACGGGCAAAAGCAAUAAUAUGAUGUUAAUUUUAUUACCAUAUUAUUUUUUUAUAUUGUAUCGAUAGAAUUCUUAAGCUAUUUAAAUAUACACUAUAUCGAGUAGCGGUGCGACCGCGAAGUGAUGCUGGCUAUUGCGGCCCCGGACGGGCCCACACGUCUUGUUAUAUUUAUUCGUUAGAUAGGAAAUUAUGAGUUUCCUGUAGCUAAUUAUAUUUAUGUUAUUAUAUUAUCCUAUGGGUGGUGCGGAACGACAACGGAAGGAUCGGGAACUGGCAAGAGAUUGUGAUCUGUCGUCGGUCAACGACAUAUAAAUAUUGACUGAAUCUCAGUGUAGAUGCAUUUGUAACUCUAUGAGGCCUUUGCGAGCUGGAUAAUUAUUAAGGAUUUGUGAUGUAUUAACGGAUAGCGCCUAAGGAAACAUACGAAAAGAUUUUUAUACUAGACUAGUUGAUCUAUUUACGGAGAUUGUUUUUUAUACUUAGAUAUAUUCUAUUGUCUGAUUUAAUAUAAUUUUAUAUUUAUAUAACUAUGUAAUAUGAUUUAUUAGUGUUGUUUGUUUUUAUUGAUUCAUGAUAUAGUAACAUUGAUUUCGUUUAUCGAGUCGAGUUGUCGACUAGCAGUAUACUUGAGAUGUUAACAUGUUUUAUUAUUUUAUCGUUGGUAGUUUAGUUGUGGUAAGUCGCUCGGUGCUGGAGGUCAAAGACCUCUCAAUUACUUUAGGGUAGGGAGGAACGAUUCGAGGUUGCGCAUUUAGUAACUAAUAUUGGCAUUCUACAAUUGGGACUAACCUAGCGUUUACGUAUGUAUUUUUCAAUUUAAGAUUUAAGAUUGUUACAUUUUUAGCUAAACACUUUAGAGUGGUACGGUAACUGAAAUGUGAUAAAAUGGAAUGGUGCUAGAACCAAGAGUGUUAACACGCUACGAUUCGACUCCUAUUGUAAUAUUAAUGUUUUAAUGAUUAGUUACUCUGCAUUAACGUAAGGCAUCUAGCAUCCGGCUGAGGUCGCAUGGCAGGACUCUGUCAACGGGUAUAGGAGCGUCUGUCGGACGCGUUAGAUACAAUACACACUUAGAGAUUACAGUAUCACUCGAGAUUUUAUCUUAAUUUUUUCGGACCUCUUCAAACUUACUAAUGUAUCUAGAUUGUUAAGCCGAUUGUAUAAAUCAGAUCUUACUCUACAAACACGUCCAAUGUUUGUGACUGUGAGAAUCGACCGCAUCCAAAUAGUUAAACCGUGAUCGUUUCACAUAUUUUCUAAGUUGUGGCAUUAGUGCUGUUUAGUAGCUGUGAACGUGCAAACCACUUGUGCAAUUUUUUAAAAAUAGUCAUAACUCGUACCUAGAUUAUACAAUUUGUCUAUUGAAUAUAGGGGCCCACUUGAUAUAAGCACUAAGCUCCUUCGUUCCUUUAUCGAUAAAGUUAUAUUUAACUACCAAACGUUUCUUCCACAAAGAUUUAUAUUUAAUUUUAAGAAAGUUAAAGAUUUUUAUAUCUACCGUUUCAAUGUAUAAUAAUGUGGGCACUUAUCAUUUGAUGGCAUUUCAUACUCAGUGCAAUAUUACUAGUUAUUUAAUAACGUAACCAAACUAAAGGAUAUUUUAAAAUAAUUAAUGUUUUCGAAAGAAAGUAACUACCAAUUUGUAUUUACAUAAGUGAAUUCCUAAUUUCUACUUCGUAGCAACGCAGUUUGGGUUACGGCGAUGUACAGGUUUUAUAGCUGGUAAUAUUAAGAUAGCUUGUUUACCUCUGCCAAUCGUCAUAGUUAUGUACUGUUUAUUAAUUUAUUAUCGCGCGAGUUAAGUAUGUUGUUGGAAUAGAUCAUAGCUAUCCGGUAUGCUGCGCCCGAUGGGGGGGUACAGAGUCGCUUCAUCUCUUGAAUGCAUUUUUGUAUAUUACUAUCACUCGAGACCAAUUUUUAAAUAUUGAAUUUGCUAUAGCAAAUCGAUUAGUAACAUAGAAUAUUAUUUUAGAUAUUUUAGGUUAGGAUACUAUGAUAGUGUCUGGCCAAAAUAUUUUGGAGUAUCACAUCGUUUGGCUCAGAAAAUAUCUCCCUUUGAUCUCUUUUCAGCUUUCAGAAAGUCUGCAACUUAAUAUUGUACGGUGACCACGCAAUUGAACUUAAUGAAAGCUAACUUUAUGCCAUAUGGAAUUUACACAUAAGGUUAACGAAUUACUAAAUUUAGUCUUAUGAAAAUGAGGUCUUACGGACCUAGUCACUUGUUUGGCCAAUCUAAUUGAGUAUUCCAAUUUAUUGUAUAUUAUUAAAAUUGACCUUUAUGUCGCAAAACGUGACGUAUAUGAUUCGGAAUCAAUGGAGUGCAGGAUGAGCUCUAUGGUUAUUUUCAGGAUAGCAAUGGUCUAGUUAUGUUUUAUUUUGUUUCUUCUUUGUAACAUUAGCCAAUUUGUUAUAGUGUCGUGUAUCACAAUAGUUUUAUACUAAUAGGGUCGGGGGUGUCAAAUCGUGUACCUUAACAGCUGUUUAUCAGUCUUGUUAUAUUUUUACAUGAGAUUUUAUGAACGAUUUGUUGUUUAUGAGUAUUUUAAAUGUCUUGGUUUGAUGCCUCCAUUAAAAGUUUAAUUUAAAUAAUUUUGUUUUAUGCAAGCAGUUAAUGCAAUUUUUAUUUCACAUUGUUUGAUGUUAUGUAAUGCAAUUUUAACAUGUUGCAAACUCCUGCAUUUAUCUGUUGUAUUUAUUACUAAUUUUUACAUUAAAUUGUGGUAUGUUACAA